Messenger RNA from Camponotus floridanus (Florida carpenter ant), 1792 nucleotides. Its product is annotated as ketohexokinase. The coding region runs from base 602 to 1765 and encodes 387 amino acids. Gene Ontology annotation, molecular function: ketohexokinase activity. Gene Ontology annotation, biological process: fructose metabolic process. The transcript has 5 exons. The record is from RefSeq and is a predicted model, not a curated record. NCBI's taxonomy places the organism in Eukaryota, Metazoa, Arthropoda, Insecta, Hymenoptera, Formicidae.
UUCUCGGGCCACGUGUGUCGCAUAAGUGCGUUUGACGUGACGACGCGGAUAAUCGUUACGACAAAUAAACGAGCCCUUUUCGUUCAAUCGUAUAAUGCAACGCAAAUACCCGUCGCGGUAUCGUAAGUUUGGAGAUAAUUUUUAACAAGCUAUUGUGCGAUACGCUAACAGCUCGAUCUCGUCGCCAUCUUAGCAUUUUGAUCACGUUCACGACCUUCAUGACGAUUCUCCUUCUCUUCCUCUGGCGCAAAAAUUUGAAUGACGUAUUGUCAUAUGUGAUAAUACAUUAUUUACAUUUUUGUUAUUAUUACAUACGUGAAGAAGAUUGUUUAAAUUAUCGAUGUGCGAUUGGUUGAUUUUCUCGUUCAUAGACUUGAGGCACGAUUUAUAUGAAUAGGCUCUAAUAAUGGAUAAACAUUUAUGCCCGUUUAUCAGACAACUUCAAAGUUCAAAGGCGAUGUGAUGCGUGAACGUGGCCUCAUAAUCUGAUAUGACCUGAUGUUGCUGCAGUUGCAACAUUCAUGUGCUGGAUGAAGCGUUAAACUGGAUUGGUGUCCGUAGAAAAGAAACGCGUGUUUCGUGUGUUAAAUAAAACGUUGACAUGACAUCGAAUCCGGAAACUGGCUUUCGUGAAAAUGAGGUCAUCGACGACGAUUUCUCGCCAACGAAAUCCGAUGUGUCGAAGAUCUUAUGCGUGGGGCGCAUUUGCCUCGAUAUUGUUCAAAUGUGUGAGCAGUUUCCUGCGGAGGAUUCUACACAAAGAUCUAUCGAUUGUAGGUGGCAAAGAGGGGGCAAUGCAUCAAACACUUGUACUGUACUAUCAUUGUUAGGACAGUCAUGUGAGCUUUUAGCUUGUUUAAGCGCAGAUGAACAUGUUAAUUUUAUGCAAGAUGAUCUAUACAAAUAUAAAAUUGAUUAUUCUCAUUGUCCUAUCAUAAAAGGAAUUGGCUGUCCUAUCUCAACUAUUAUAUUGAGUUUAAAUACUGGGACUCGUACAAUUAUAUAUCACAAUCAAAAUUUACCAGAAUUGACAAUAAAGAACUUUGAACAAUUAAAUUUAGCAGAGUAUAGCUGGGUUCACUUUGAAGGAAGAAAUAUAGAUGAAAUGUUACUUAUGAUAAAACAUAUAGAAAAUUAUAACAAGUCAUUAAAUGGCACACAUGAUUGCAGUAAGAAAUGUAUGCCCAUUACAAUUAGCGUGGAAUUGGAAAAUCCCAGAUCAAGUCUUAGAUUAUUGAAUUUGUUAUCAUAUAUUGAUGUAGUAUUUAUAGCAAAAGAUUUUGCUAAGAAUCAAGGUUUUAAUAAUAUGAAGGAAGUAAUACAUACUAUUGGCCAAGAUGCUAAGCUUAGAGGUGCUAUUAUUUGUGCUUGGGCAGAGGAAGGUGCAAUUGCUCGUACUCCAUGUGGUGCGAUAGUACAAUCUUCAGCUUUCCCGCCACACAAAGUGAUCGAUACUUUAGGAGCAGGUGAUACAUUUAACGCAGCUGUUCUAUAUUACUUAAACAAGAGCAAAGUAAAAUUUAUAUAUAAAUGUAAAGAAGCAGUUUAUGCAAAUGAUAAUAAGUUGUGUGAUGACAGUACAAUAAGUAAACAAGAUAUUAAACAAAAAAAUUUUGAUAUAAAGAAUUUGGAAUAUAGUCGAAUAAAAUUUAUUGAUGAAAUAGUUUUACAAAGGGCUAUCAAACUUGCAUGCCGUAUUGCUGGUGCAAAAGUCGGUUCAAGAGGUUACGAUUGUCUCGAUAAAAUUUUUAAUCAUAUCUUAUAACUCAAUUUUUCAAUAUAUUAGCAAAAA